GGAACUAACGGUGACAGUGAGUCACAAUAAACAUGGCGCACCUCUUCCAGGUGGACCGCGUCCGCCUCUUGUGUUCCUGUUGCGUCCUCAAACCUAUCACUGCUAUUUAUUUUUGCCGCCAUUGCCUGAAGCUGAGAUGCGGGAACUGUGUUUCUCACGAGGUAGAUACGCUCUUCUGCCCCAACUGCUUGGAGAAUAUGCCGUCCACCGAGGCACGUCUCAAGAAGAACAGGUGUGCCAAUUGUUUUGAUUGCCCAAGCUGCAGCCACACCUUAUCAACUAGAGCAACAAGCAUCCAAACUCCAUCUCCAGAUGACUCGAGUAAAACAGUGACCAGGAAGGUGUACUACUUGGCCUGUACAAGCUGCAGGUGGACUUCAAGGGAUGUUGGUCUUAAAGAUCAAACAGUUGCAACUGGAGGCUGGUCUGAGCAGGAUAAUGAACAUUAUAAGUAUCUGCAGUCCCUGUUGGAGCAUUAUCGGUCAGUUGCUCAGCAAGAGAAGCUUGACCGUGAGAGGAAACGAUUUUCUCAUCGUAAGUCGGCUUACUUGACCCUCACAGACAAGUAUGGCCUUCCAUCUCUCUUAGGACGGAAAUCUCUUGCACCGCUCUCACCUUAUGCACCAAAGGGGGAUACUAGCCAAGCCUCAGAAAUGACCCCAUCAGAAGCCGUUUCUGAAGUAGAUGGUCUUCCCGAUAAUAUAUUUACUGAUGAAGUCGUUUUAUCAUUGGCAACAAACAUGGAGCAGCGCAUGGCAUCCCCUGAAUGGCAGCCAGAGAACACCUGCGACUUGUACCCGCUUCACAAGCACAUUCUUGUCAAGCGGUCUCUUAGGUGCCGCCACUGUGAGCACAACCUUUCUAAGCCAGAGUAUAAUCCUUCUUCAAUCAAAUUCAAGAUUCAGCUUGGAGCAUUUUAUCAUGUGCCUGAGGUAAGGAUGGUUCAUCAGAUGGAUCUGAAGUCAGAUGUGGAGACAUGUGUUCAAGUCUCCCUUUGUAACCCUACACCUCAUGACAUGACUUUAGCUCUCCUCCCAUUUGUUCCUGAGGCUUAUAUAUCCCAGCAGCAGAAAGUUGAGGAAUCGGAAGAUGGAGAGUGUCUGAACACCAGUAGUCUAGUGCGGGUGGUAGAUAUACCCCCAGAGAAGACUGACCUGACUCCCACAGCAGAUGUUGCACUGCCACAAGGCCAACUUGUCUUGGCUGCUAGAGAUGAUACUGCCGAAUAUGAUGACCAGGACUCGAGCUCAAAUUAUAAAGAUGAUCCUCAUGUGGUGGCAUGGCGUCGAGCAAAUAAAGUUGGUGUUAAUCUACUAGUAACUCCAAAACCUGGUGUUGCACAAGCUAAGGUGGGUUUUGUACUACGUUAUGAUUACACAAACACUGUUGCCACAGCUAGUGAGUCGAGGACAGUUACUUUAAAUAUUCCUGUUAUGAUAGAUGUUGGACCUGUUUCUGAAGUGAAAUAAGAGCAUACCAGUUAUCCCAAACAAGAUUUAUUACUAUAGGCAACAUUUAAUCACACAAAUGUUAGGCAAUAAUGUUAAUGCACACUAGGUAUUGGCUUAUAAGCACACAUCCAUUGUCACGUGACAUCUAAUGUUGAAUAAGCAAGGUUGUUUUUAUUGCAUGGUGUCAAAGUAGGGUUUCAACUGUAAUUUCAUUGCCAAUGCUUAAAUUAUGGCUUUGAUACGUAGCUUGCCAAGAAACUUGGUAUUUGAGCUUACUGUCUUGGUUGUAAAGACAAUUCCUAACCUCUAAUGUUGGUGUAACUCUAGGAAUGUAUUGAUAUGUCACUCGUGCCAUGUUCAGUACUCUUAACACCAGUUGUUCUUAAAUUACAAAUUAUAUAAGAAAAAUGAGCUGUUGGUUCCUAAUGUCCUAAAUAAAUACAUGACUAUUU
Procambarus clarkii (red swamp crayfish) is the source of this 1903-nucleotide messenger RNA. RefSeq names its product dynactin subunit 4 (gene DCTN4-p62). The record is from RefSeq and is a predicted model, not a curated record. Gene Ontology annotation, cellular component: dynactin complex. NCBI's taxonomy places the organism in Eukaryota, Metazoa, Arthropoda, Malacostraca, Decapoda, Cambaridae.